AUUUGCCGUACACAACUCUUUCGCAACGGGAACCGCGCAUGCGCAUUUACGUCGUAUGGUUGAGCCGGGGAAGAUUUGAAAAGCAAUAAAUGGAUAGUGAGGAGGCUACAGCCCAGCGGCCAGUCACUUUGGACAUCACGGUAGAAGAUGUCACUGAGGAGACUCCGCCCCCAGACCCUCCAGAGUCAACCAGCAGUCAGACUCCUGCCAGAGAGAAUAAUAUCCUGCAGCAGGGAGAGAGCAUCGACCUUGGGGGAGACUUUGCAACACCCCAGGGAGACAGCAUUGCUACACCAUCAGAAAGCCUAAUGGACAAGCUCAAUGAGCAAAUGAUGGAGAGUGUCAUUAUCUCUGAUUCACCUAAUAACAGUGAGGAAGAUGAUGUUGCUCCGAUUGAUUCAUUCCUCGAUGGUGGCGUUGAUGAGGGCGAUGAAAAAUACACAUCAUGUGACACUGAGGAACAAACCGACUGCAUACAGAUUGUAACUGAGACUGAAGUUUCAGAUGUGCAGGAGGAAGAAUAUUCGGAGGAGACAAAGGAUAGGACAAACACACAAGAGCAUGCCCGUCCAUCUCACACUGAAACAAAGAGUCCAUCUAGUCUUAGAAGUGAAGAACCAGAAAAAGGGAGGCAUCUCAAAGAUGAGCCUGUGCCAGUGUGCACGAUAUUCAGCCAGAAUAAGCAGCCGAAUUCACUGUUACCUGACGGCUUCCAGCCCACCCUCAUCAAGUCGCCCAGUUUUACCAUGGGGAGUGGCGGGGCGAGCGAUGACGCCGUAACCCCUAGCAAGUUGACGAUUCCACUCGUAUGCCAGCCCAGCCCAAGCCUCAGCAAAUUCUUCACUGACAACGGACAGGCCAAUCCGGCUUCCGACUUUUUUGAUUCCUUCAUGGCCCCCUCCUCCUUCAUCUCAGUGUCCAACCCCAAUGCGGAGAUCCCGCCAGACCCAAGCGCAUCACCGAAAGUCACCAACCAGCGCUCUUCGACUUCUUCCUGCGCCAGCCCUGUCACUCCCGCUCCUCGUUCAGGACAUACGUCAGCGCCUCCUGAGUUCGCAGUCAAGUCUCAGCUCGGUCCAUCUGCAAGUCACCCCCCAGCCUCAGCUCCAGUGGCUCAGCCUUUCAACCAGCUCCAGGCCGUGUUCUCCGGAAGUGACGACGCAUUUGCAACGGCGCUAAUCCUGAGCGAGGUGGACAGACGCCAUGACGCAUGGCUGCCAUCUGAGGAGACGAGGAAGUCCUUGGUCUCCAUGGCCACGCAGCAGUAUGGCUCGGAGACAAACAGACUCACCAUGCCGGGUCUCAAGUUUGACAACCUUCAGGGCGAUGCCGUCAAAGAUUUAAUGCUUCGAUUCUUGGGGGAGCAGGCGGCCAUGAAGCGACAAGUUCUCACCGCCACCUCUGUGGAGCAGUCCUUCUCGGGUCUCAAACAGCUUAUUAGCAGUAAGAACUGGCGCGCAGCAGUCGAUCUGACAGGUCGUCUUUUGACCGCUCACGGCCAAGGAUACGGAAAAGCCGGACAGCCCACUUCCCACACGGCUAACUCGCUACAGCUUUGGUUUGUACGUUUGGCCCUCCUCGUUAAGCUGAACCUUUUCCAAAAUGCUGAGCUGGAAUUUGAGCCUUUUGGUGAUCUGGAUCAACCGGACCUCUUUUAUGAGUUCUACCCCACUGUAUAUCCUGGGAGAAGAGGCUCCAUGGUGCCGUUCUCCAUGCGCUUGCUGCACGCCGAGCUUCCCCAGCACCUGGCGAAGCCUCAGGAGGCUCUGGAUCGCCUGCACAUUCUCAAAAGUGUCUGCCUCACCAUCCUGGACAACUUGGAGAAAGGCUUGGGUGAAGAUGGCGGCGCGAUCAGCCUAACGGAGGAGAAUAGGCAAGAAUCGGUAAAGCUGUGGAAAGCUCGUCUCAGUCGAGUCCUCUAUUCCAUGGCCAACUGUCUGCUGGUGAUGAAGGACUAUGUUCUGGCGGUGGAGAUCUAUCACGCCAUCAUCCAGUAUGAACCCCAGCAGAGAGCGCAGCUGCUCAGUGGAAUAGGACGCAUCUUCUUGCAGAUUGGAGAUAUUCAAACAGCUGAGAUGUAUUUUUGCGAUGUGGAGAAAACAUGCCAGAGGAUAGACAGUGAGCCCGGCCUCACAACAUGCGUGCUGAUGAACAGGGCAUUUGUCCACCUCAGUCAGAACAACUAUGCUGAAGCACAUUCGUCCUUCAUGGACGUUUUAAAGACGGAUCCCAAAAACCCUGUUGCCAACAACAACGCAGCAGUUUGCCUGCUCUACCUGGGCCGGCUCAAGGAGUCCCUGGGCAAACUGGAAGGCCUGGUGCAGCAGGAUCCAGCCCUCUACCUCCACGAGAGCGUCCUCUUCAACCUGACCACUAUGUACGAACUGGAAUCUUCACGCAGCACCCAGAAGAAGCAAGCGCUGUUGGAGGCCGUGUCCUGUCGGGAAGGGGACAGCUUCAACACUCAGUGCCUCAAACUAGUUUGAGAGCAAAAGCCGACAAGUACCGUCAUCCCGGGUUAUAGAGAAUGCUCCUGAUUAUUUUAGAUGAUGAAUUAGCUUUCUUGUCAUUUUUCAAAAGUUCGAUAGGGGGCUUGUAUGGAUGGCUUGUAUGUUUUACAGGUCAGACAGAGUGACAGCGCCAUGCAAGUCCACAACCUUGAUGCUAAGACACCUGCCUCUCAUUUGGUAAACAUUCAAUUGAUAUUACCUUCUAUCUAAUACGCAUUGUGAGACUUGACAAGGGCAUUAAGCUGAGACUCGCAAUGCUUGAAAAGUCGAGCAAGCUUGCACUGUACGAUUCCUUUUGAAACUUCUCCCUGAAAGAAUACUGUACUGGUUGAACUGUGUCUUAUGAUACUUGAAUGAAGCUUUUUAAAGGAGUUUAUUAACUCAGACAUCAACCACUGCAAUUGCAUUAUUUCCCCUGAAAGCAACAAAGGGCCCCACUGUGUGCGUGUCCAUUUGUGCACUCGUACAUAUAGUGGAUAUUGAAAGUCUCAAAGCCCGAUUUGGGUUUUUGUGAUGACUCAACAUGAAUAAAAAUGACAUCAGAAUAGAUCAUUAAAAAUGAUUUAAUAAAAGUAUCAAGAAAUAACAAUGUUACCUAGGAAAUUUUGAAAUGAUUUGCCUUUUUUUUUUUUAUAUAACAAAAAAAAUAAGGGCAUUUGAACAGAGGGGUGUGUAGACUUUAUAUGUGUGUAUAUAAAUGCGUAAAUGGAUGUCAAGGUGGAAAAUGGUUGUCAUUCAUUGAAUUAAAUGAUUUACAAUUACAAUCUUAAAA
Messenger RNA from Syngnathus typhle (broad-nosed pipefish), 3282 nucleotides. RefSeq names its product trafficking protein particle complex subunit 12 (gene trappc12). Gene Ontology annotation, cellular component: TRAPP complex; Golgi apparatus. Gene Ontology annotation, molecular function: protein binding. Bases 90 to 2486 code for a protein of 798 amino acids. Lineage: Eukaryota; Metazoa; Chordata; Actinopteri; Syngnathiformes; Syngnathidae. The transcript is spliced from 12 exons. The record is from RefSeq and is a predicted model, not a curated record.